Ipomoea nil (Japanese morning glory) is the source of this 996-nucleotide messenger RNA. RefSeq names its product zinc finger BED domain-containing protein RICESLEEPER 2-like. Lineage: Eukaryota; Viridiplantae; Streptophyta; Magnoliopsida; Solanales; Convolvulaceae. Gene Ontology annotation, molecular function: DNA binding. The record is from RefSeq and is a predicted model, not a curated record. Bases 1 to 996 code for a protein of 331 amino acids. The transcript has 3 exons.
AUGGGGUUUUUUAAGAGUAAACUGUUAUCUUGGGGUUCUUCUUCUGUUAAGGUUCAGUACAUGCACAUGAGGUGCAUAGCCCAUAUCCUCAAUUUAGUGGUCCAAGAUGGGUUGAAGUUUGCAGAUGAGUCAGUUAAGAGGGUGAGGGAUGCAGUGAGAUGGGUUAGGAACUCACCAGCUAGGCUGACAAAGUUCAGAGAGUUUGGUGUGGAAGCUAAAUCAGCUUUGCAUCUUGAUGUCCCUACAAGGUGGAACAGCACCUACAUUAUGCUCAACACUGCAAUUCAAUAUCAAGUAGUGUUUGAUGCAUAUGAGAGAAAUGACCCCUCUUAUUCUGCUGACUUGGGGAGUGCUCCUACCUUCUUGGAUUGGUGUUCUGUGGAAAGCUUAGUGAAGCUAUUGAAAGCAUUUUAUGAUAUGACAGUGAGGAUCUCUGGUUCACUUUAUGUCACAUCUAACACAUUCUUCUCUGAGAUCUAUGAUCUUAGUUGCAUGCUUGAAGCUAUGGUGAACUCUGAGCAGGGGACUGAAAAGGCAAUGGGGACACAAAUGAGGAACAAGUUUGACAAAUAUUUGGGGGAUCCAGAAAAAAUGUACUCUAUCAUUUUUUUUGCCAAUAUUCUGGAUCCCAGAGAUAAGUUGGAGUACAUGCCUCAUCAAUUUGUCCAGUUGUAUGGAGAAGAGAAAGACAAAGCUUGUUUUACCAAGGUCCAAUCUGCAAUGGCUGCUUUAUAUGAUGACUAUGCAGCUACAUACUCUCUCAGUUCUACCCAGACAGCAUCCUCUACUCAAGCAGUCCAGUCUGAGGCUAACCAGGCUACUACUUGUACAGUUGGUAGGCCUCAGUCAUCUUUGAAGAGCCAACUUAAAAAAAAGAGAUUAGAAAGUAGUGGAAGCAGUAAGCAAACUGAGCUGCAAUUCCUAUCUCCACAGUUGCUUCUGAGAGUUGUUUUAGUACAUCUGGAAGGGUACUUGAUCCAUUUAGGAGUUCAUUGA